Molecule: messenger RNA, 2043 nt
Organism: Saccharomyces eubayanus
Lineage: Eukaryota; Fungi; Ascomycota; Saccharomycetes; Saccharomycetales; Saccharomycetaceae
Gene: RNA14
Product: cleavage polyadenylation factor subunit RNA14
Exons: 1
Coding region: 1-2043 (680 amino acids)
Biological process (GO): mRNA 3'-end processing
Cellular component (GO): nucleus
Molecular function (GO): mRNA binding; protein binding
Source: RefSeq, a predicted model, not a curated record
AUGUCUAGUUCCACAACCCCUGAUAUAUUAAGUCCUUCUGUGGACAAGGCCGCAGUGCCCAGUGAUAAUAUACAUGCAGAAGAAUUACGAUUUAGAGAAAAAAUUAAAGAAAACCGURCUGACAUCCUAUCAUACUUCCAACUCAUUCAAUAUUUGGAAUCUCAGGAGUCAUACGCUCAGGUGAGAGAUGUUUACGAGGAAUUUCAUACCACGUUUCCAUUUUAUUCGCCUGCAUGGACCUUACAAUUGAAAGGUGAAUUGGCAAGAGAUGAAUUUGAGACAGUUGAGAAAAUCUUAGCGCAAUGUCUUUCUGGUAAGUUAGAAAACAAUGACUUAUCUCUUUGGUCAACAUAUUUGGACUACAUACGUAGAAAAAACAACUUGAUCACUGGUGGGCAAGAAGCGAGAGCCAUUAUUGUCAAGGCGUUCCAAUUAGUUAUGCAAAAGUGUGCAGUUUUUGAACCUAAAUCAUCAUCGUUUUGGAAUGAGUAUCUCAGCUUCCUGGAACAGUGGAAACCAUUCAACAAAUGGGAGGAGCAACAGAGAAUUGACAUGUUGAGAGAAUUUUACAAAAAGAUGUUAUGUGUUCCUUUCGAUAAUCUAGAAAAAAUGUGGAACAGGUACACUCAAUGGGAACAAGAAGUAAACUCUCUAACAGCAAGAAAGUUUAUUGGUGAGUUAUCGGCCGAAUAUAUGAAAGCUCGUUCUUUAUAUCAAGAAUGGUUAAAUAUUACCAACGGACUGAAAAGGGCAUCUCCAAUUAAUCUACGGACAGCUAACAAAAAAAACAUACCACAACCAGGUACGUCUGAUAUGAACAUUAAACAAUUGCAGAUUUGGCUAGAAUGGAUAAAAUGGGAAAAGGAGAAUAAGCUGAUGCUUAGUGAAGAUGUGUUAACAGAAAGAAUCCAUUAUGUCUAUAAACAAGGUAUUCAAUACAUGGUAUUUUCUGCAGAAAUGUGGUACGAUUACUCAAUGUAUAUAUCCGGGAAUUCGGAUCGACAAAAUAUCCUAUAUACUGCGUUAUUAGCUAACCCCGACUCCCCUUCUCUUACAUUUAAAUUAUCAGAAUGUUAUGAAUUGGAUAAUGAUUCUGACAGCGUUUCAAACUGCUUUGACAAAUGUACUCAAACCCUGCUAGCACAAUACAAAAAUACCACCUCCAAUGUAGAUACAAGUGACGAUGAUAAAAAUCCUAUCACAGAGCAUGAACAAGAUCUGGUAUACAGACAAAGAGAAAAACUAACGUUUGUGUUUUGCGUUUAUAUGAAUACAAUGAAAAGAAUAUCAGGCCUAUCCUCUGCACGCUCCGUAUUUGGUAAAUGUCGUAAACUAAAGCGUAUAUUAACACAUGACGUAUACGUGGAAAAUGCAUAUCUAGAAUUUCAAAAUCAAAACGAUUAUAAAACAGCUUUUAAAGUUUUGGAACUGGGUCUAAAAUAUUUCCAAAAUGAUGGAGUUUAUAUCAACAAAUACUUAGAUUUUUUAAUAUUUUUAAAUAAGGACUCACAAAUUAAAACCUUAUUUGAAACAUCCGUUGAAAAAGUUCAAGAUUUGAUCCAGUUGAAAGCAAUUUACAAAAAAAUGAUAAGCUAUGAAUCCAAGUUUGGUAAUUUAAACAAUGUUUAUUCAUUAGAAAAAAGAUUUUUUGAAAGAUUCCCUCAAGAAAACUUAAUUGAAGUUUUUACAAAUCGUUAUCAAAUUCAAAAUUCAAAUCUAUUAAAAAAGCUGGAAUUAACCUACAUGUACAAUGAGAAAGAAGACAGUUACCUUUCUUCCGGAAAGCAGAACAGUGACUACGGCUCCUCUAAUAUAAAUCCAUCAGAAAGAAAAAGAUCAAUGGAGGAAUCCGGAAAUAAUGGGAACUUUUCUAAUAAGAAAUUCAAGAGGGGCUCAGAACUACCAGCAGAAGUUCUUGAUUUAUUGAGUGUCAUACCUAAACGCCAAUAUUUUAACACUAAUUUGCUAGAUGCACAAAAGUUAGUUAACUUCUUGAAUGAUCAAGUAGAAAUCCCAGCAACCAAUGGCACCAAAUCAGGUUAA